Molecule: messenger RNA, 664 nt
Organism: Penaeus indicus
Lineage: Eukaryota; Metazoa; Arthropoda; Malacostraca; Decapoda; Penaeidae
Product: dual specificity protein phosphatase 23-like
Exons: 3
Coding region: 163-654 (163 amino acids)
Biological process (GO): protein dephosphorylation
Cellular component (GO): cytoplasm
Molecular function (GO): protein tyrosine phosphatase activity; protein tyrosine/serine/threonine phosphatase activity
Source: RefSeq, a predicted model, not a curated record
UAUAAAGUCUUAUCCAAGAAGGAUUCCAUGUAAUGAAGAUUCUGUCACCAUAAGUAACUUAAGUUAUGUUUUGCUCAUCCACAUAUACAGGAAACCUACAAGCAACAUCGGUUUUACAAGAUACGUAAGUGGACGUAGUUGUUGAAAAACAGGAACGCCACGAUGAGUGAAAAGAAGAAAACAGAAAAAAAUGCAACUACUUAUUGUUCUCCCCCGUGGAAUUUUUCGUGGAUAGUGCAAGAAGAGAUUUGUGCCUGUGCCUGGCCGGAGUCCGAAGCAAAUAUCGCUUUCCUCAGGAAUAAGGGAGUCCGAGUGCUGGUGAGCCUCUGCGUGGAGAGACGGCCCCACAGGUCAGCGAACAAGCAUAUGGAAUGUCACGUAAUAGACGUAGAAGAGUUUGAGGACCCUUCAGUGGAGCAAAUGAAGGAAUUCAUUUCUAUCUGCGAGAAGGCUCGAGUUGAAAAUAAGGUUGUGUGUGUUCACUGCAGAAUGGGUCGCGGACGAACAGGUGUUAUGCUUGCUUGUUACCUCGUUAGGUUCUACCAGCAGGAACCCAGCCAAGCCAUAUGCAACGUGCGGUUGAUGCGCCCUGGCAGCGUAGAGACGUGGGAGCAAGAACGCGCAGUUAGAAACUAUCGCGAUUACAUGGACUGAAGACAAGUGC